Molecule: messenger RNA, 2664 nt
Organism: Coccomyxa subellipsoidea C-169
Lineage: Eukaryota; Viridiplantae; Chlorophyta; Trebouxiophyceae; Coccomyxaceae
Product: ARM repeat-containing protein
Exons: 16
Coding region: 1-2664 (887 amino acids)
Biological process (GO): nuclear-transcribed mRNA catabolic process, nonsense-mediated decay; mRNA export from nucleus
Cellular component (GO): nuclear cap binding complex; nucleus
Molecular function (GO): protein binding; mRNA binding; RNA cap binding
Source: RefSeq, a predicted model, not a curated record
AUGACAGACGAUUUGAUAGGGAGCUCAACGGAGAAGGGAACCGACGCCAUAGUGGUCCUCCGAAUGCAAGGGGAGGAUACUCUGAUCGUCCUAACUCUGCGGGUCAACACAAACGGCGUGGGGGCUCCAUCAACAGAGGACGAUCUGGAACAACUAUACAGGAGUCUGAGGAGGGAUCUGCAUUACAAUGGGGACCUGGUCAGAAACAUCAUCAUUGACUGUGCCGUGGAGCUGUCGCCAAAGACUGCUGUGUAUGCAACUCUGGUUGGUCUCCUUAACACAGAUGAUCAGGAUUUCACGACAGAUCUGAUCCAAUCUGCCAAUGAGCAGUUCAAUGUGGUGUUGGCCGCUGGCGACAAGAAUCGCGCCAGGCUACUGCUGCGAUUCUUUGCAGCGCUGGUUGUGGCCAACGUUCUGCAUGCAUCCUCUGUUCUGGCAGCCCUUUUGUCCGUCGUGGAUGCUGCCAGCGCCAUUGCUUCUGCCGGUGGCGGCGGGGACAGCGGACGUCUGUGGCAGCCAUACACGGACUACCUUGUGUACGCGGCCCUCAUGGCCCUGCCUUGGGGCGGCGCUGAGCUGGCGGAGAGCGCACCCAGCGACCUGGAGCGCCUGUUCGGGGGCGUCGAGGCGUACAUGGCAGCCCGGCCGCGUGCCUCGCAGCCGGCGCUGCGCCCUUUUCUGCGGCCCAAAGACGCCGAUGACAUCCCGGCGCAGUCCGACAGCGGCGGCGCCAGCUUCCUCGGCCAGGUGUGGGAGGCCGUUCAGGAGCUGCGCAGCGGCGGGAAGUGGUCGGUGGAUGCCAUCCGCCAGGUGGCGCCCGCGUUCGAGGCCAAGCUGGCCGCCGGACAGCCGCACGACCUGCCCGCGCUCACCGUGCCCCCCACACCGCCAGGCGUGUCUGGAACCGCCGCCCCCAUGGAGGCUGCGGCGUCGGUGUUGGAGCUGUUUCCGCCCCGAGGCAUCAUCCGGCUGCUUCCAGCAGAGCACACGGAGCUGGGGACACUGAAAGUGGAGCGGCUGGUGGCAGAGGAGUAUAUAUUGGACACCAUUCACUUCUUUGAGGCCGACCGGGUGGAAUGCGCCCGCCGCCUGGCCAAAGGCCUGCAGCUGCCCGGCAAGCACGAGUCGCUGCUGGCUGAGAUGCUGUUCUCCCAGAUGCUGAGGGUGCCCCAGCCGCAGCUGAAGCCCCUGGCAUACUCCACCCUCAUGGUGGAUGUGUGCAAGCUGAUGGCGACAUUCCCUCGCUCCAUGAGUGCGUGCGUGCGCGAGUGCUUUGCGCGCAUGGAUGUGAUGGACCCGGAGCUGCGCAUGCGCCUGGCCGACUGGCUGGCCUACCACCUGUCCAACUUUGAGUUCAUGUGGCCCUGGGACAAGUGGAAGCACGUCCUGGACAUGCCCCCCCACAACAGCCAGAGGCGUUUUGUGGUGGCGACGCUGUCAAAGCUGGUGCGGCUGUCGUACCGGUCACGCAUCCAGAGCGUCAUCCCGCCGGCCUUUGUGCCGCUGCUGGCCGCCGACAAUGACGUGCUGCCGCUGCCGGGGCCGCCUGAGCUCGCGCCCGAUGCCGACGUCGACGGCGCCCACGAAGAUGAGCGCGAUGCUGAGACCGUCCGAGCCUACCAGCUGCUGCAGAUGGUGCGGCACAAGGUGGUGAGCGAGGGGGUGCUGGAGUGGGUGGAGGAGGAGCAGCUGCGGCAGGAGCUGGGCGGCGGACUGGGAGUGCUGCGCAUGCUGCUGCGUGGGUACCUGGUCGCGGGCGCCAAGUCCUUCACGCACAUGAUCACCGCCCUGGAGCGCUACUGCACCACCCUGCAGGCCCUCCUGCACGAGACCGGCCACGAGGCGCGCUCCCCUGCCUCAACUUCAUUUGUUUGCAAUAAUAGCGGGGGGAUCCUUCAGGGGGAGGUGGCGUUGGUGGACGUGACGGCAAAGGUGUGGGCCAACGCGCCGCAGCGGGCGGCGCAGGUGAUCGACCGGCUGAUGGCGCUGCGGCUGGUGAGCGGCGCGGCCAUCGUGGCCUGGGUCUUCGGCUGCCCCGGCGUGCGCACUCUCGCUGACGAGCUCUCCACGGGCCUCGCCUGGGAAGUCUUCUACAACGCCGUCAACAAAAUGCUCGCCCGCACCCAGGACGCCCGGGACGAUCUGUCGGAGGCGCAGGCGGAGUCGGACGCGGCGGGGGCGCGCGCUCGGGAGGCGGCCGAGGCCUUCAGCCGCGCCGGAGAGGGGGAGGACACGCCGCAAGACCUUGCUGAGCGCCUGGCGCAGGAGGAAGCCGCCGCCGGCAGUGUCCUUGCCGAAACGCAGGCCCAGGUGGAAGGCAGGCAGGCGGAUCUGGAUGAAGCUGUGCAGCUGCAGGAGGCCCUGCUGCUCCAAGUCUUCACCAACUUCAGGGACAUCCUAUUGGAAGGACACGCCGAGCUGGGAGCCUCUGCAGCUGAGCCUGCAAGUGGAGAAGAGCCUGACCCAUCAGCCAUAGGAGCGACGGAGCAGCAGGAUGCAAAGCACGCAUGGUAUGCAUUCAUGCUGGCAACUCUGCAGUCCUUCACAAGGAGGUACUACAAGGCGGUGGCGUCCAUAGCCGGUCAGGUGGAAGAUGACCUCUUCCAAGGCGAUGCAGUGCCGGAGGAUGUUCGCACAGCCAUUGUGGAGAGCCUGCACCUUUAA